Molecule: messenger RNA, 735 nt
Organism: Gloeophyllum trabeum ATCC 11539
Lineage: Eukaryota; Fungi; Basidiomycota; Agaricomycetes; Gloeophyllales; Gloeophyllaceae
Exons: 1
Source: RefSeq, a predicted model, not a curated record
CUGGGUCGGAGUUGCAUCGGGCUGUCCAAGAUGAUAUUCGACCUUUACGUACCUGAUAUUCCUCUGGAUCCCGCGGCAAGCAGGGGCUGCACACUAGAGUUCCUGCAGGAUAUAGGCAAUGUCCUUUCAGAACAUAUUGGAUUGCAGACUCAGCUCGAAAAUCGCAUCACGGGCGAAAAUACCAACUUCGUUAUCAAUACCUUGAAGAAAUCACUGGAAGAUAUCCAGGCUCGUCUUGUGCACGAACGACCACCGCUCCUCAGGAAGUCAUACGACGUAUCGCGAGUCCAUUCAUUAUGGUCGGAAGUAUGGCAAUUCCAGACGCACGUUCUUGCUUGGAAUAGGGUCGAUGCCGUGGUGCAUGCUCUGACCUCUGGGGAAGCUGGUGCUGACAUGCGGGAGCGGGUAUUCCAAGAGUCAAUUGUUGGCUUCCUUCAACGGCUCCACGCUGCCUACCCUGACUUGGUCGACAUGAUCAGCCCGCUCGAGUUAUCUCUCCUCUACAUGCGGCUGGGUCUAGGCGUCGUUAGUGGACUGUCUACCCAAAGGCAGAACGGUGAAGGCACGGGAUCUCUUGCCUCUGCACUCGUCGCUUUUCCUUCCAUCAAAUCUGGGGAGGCCGUAUUGAGGGUUCCCCAGUCACCGUUACACGGUCUCGACCGACUUUGGCGUCCGUUGUUAACCCUGUCAGCGGCAGUCAUUGAUGUCGCUGCUGGGGCCGAACUCACAACCCAC